AACUAAACUUUAGCUAAAGAAGAAACCGUCAUUGUUGACAAGAGCUAAUAGCUUGUUAGCCAGCUAGGUAGCAACUUUGUUCAUGUGACUAAUCCGGUUUAGGAUAUGGCAAAUUCAGUUUGGCAUCUGUCACUGAAACUUCACGACAGACCAAAGGCAGUGUUUCACUUCCCGGAGACAGUCCCGGGGGAUGUUGAACCUGGUGGUUAUCGGGUGGCGACUCUAAAGCAACUAGUCUCCGCGCAGUUACCUGACUCCCUGCCAGACCCAGAGCUAAUAGAGCUGGUGCAUUGUGGGUGUAAGUUAAAAGAUGACUUGACGCUAGAUUCCUACGGGAUAAAGUCCGGAUCCACGCUGCAUAUCUUAAAGAAAGCGUGGCCAGAACCCGAGGUCAAGCCAGAACCAGUUAACAGAAGUGCCGCCGCAAGGGAGUUCCGGCUGCUGCAGGCCGCUAUGCACUCCAAUGCUGCCUACAGAGACGCAGUGUUUAAGAUGCUGGGCAAUAAAGAGUCUCUGGAUCAGAUCAUUGUUGCCUCACCAGGACUCAGAUCUGACCCUAUAGCAUUAGGUGUACUUCAAGAUAAAGAUCUGUUUGUGCAGUUUACAGAUCCAAAUCUGCUUGAUGUGUUGAUCCGUUCUCAUCCGGCAUUAGUCAAUGCCAUCAUUCUGAUCCUGCACUCUGUAACGAGCAGCAUGCCUGGCCAAUCAAGUGCAAACUCUUCUCGCAAUGCUUCUGCUAGUUCUUACAGUGAAAUGCCAGGAGGAUUUCUGUUUGAAGGCAUGUCUGAUGAAGAAGAAGAUUUCCAGUCUGGAGGUCGCGCAGGGGCAUCCAGACGCCAGCGGCUUCCAGCAGGCUCCAGGCCCAUGAGCCUGGGAAACAGCGGGGCAGCGGGCCCUCGGCCCAUCACCCAGAGUGAGCUAGCCACAGCCCUGGCACUGGCCAGCACGCCAGAGAGCGGCGCAGUCACACCCAUUCUGGGUAGCCAAGAUGUCUCCUCUGGUGGCUCAUCAGUGGCGGCAGGGACCCCUGUCACUUCCAAUCUGUUGAGCCAGGCACUACAACAGGCGCUGCAGGCCUCGGGGGUGGCCUCACUCCAGGGACGCUGGCAAACACAGAUGCAGCAGCUGAGAGACAUGGGCAUCCGGAAUGAAGAGCUGGCCGUACGUGCUCUCCAAGCUACGGAUGGAGACUUACAGGCAGCCCUGGAGCUGAUCUUUGCUGGAGGAGGAGGGCUCUGAGGAAUGUGAAGUCCUCAGCUUCAAUGAACUGUUAACUUGCAAACCAAGAACUUUGAAUAUUUCCAUGAUUUCUUUUUUUUCUUUUUCAGCUUUGUAAACUUAAUAAACAAAUAAUCAGAAAUAUA
Messenger RNA from Electrophorus electricus (electric eel), 1364 nucleotides. RefSeq names its product ubiquitin-like 7b (bone marrow stromal cell-derived) (gene ubl7b). NCBI's taxonomy places the organism in Eukaryota, Metazoa, Chordata, Actinopteri, Gymnotiformes, Gymnotidae. Gene Ontology annotation, molecular function: polyubiquitin modification-dependent protein binding. Gene Ontology annotation, biological process: ubiquitin-dependent protein catabolic process. The record is from RefSeq and is a predicted model, not a curated record. Gene Ontology annotation, cellular component: cytosol.